Molecule: messenger RNA, 1080 nt
Organism: Botrytis byssoidea
Lineage: Eukaryota; Fungi; Ascomycota; Leotiomycetes; Helotiales; Sclerotiniaceae
Exons: 1
Coding region: 1-1080 (359 amino acids)
Biological process (GO): biosynthetic process
Molecular function (GO): catalytic activity
Source: RefSeq, a predicted model, not a curated record
AUGUCGACCCCUCUCAAUCAAACUUUCUCCGAUCACAAGAUUACAGCUAAUGAGUUGAAUUCAAGAAUUUCUGCUGUUCCAAAAAAUGUUGAUCCAGUUCCACCAAACACCAUUCAGCUCUUUCUACAAAAAGCCCUAGAAAGCUCUAUCAAUACAGGAGAGAUCCCAGCCAGCCUCUUUCCACCAAUUGCAGAGAAGGAUCACAAUAUUACUUCACACAAUGACCCAGUCUCAUGGCCACGUCUCAACUCAAAUGCCAGAAACAAUAUCCUUCUCUAUCCAGGCUCUUUCAAUCCACCCCACCAAGGUCAUCUAGCCACGAUCCGCUAUUUUGCGGAGCGUCGUGAGCAACUCGGUAUUACCACUAUGUUUCUCUUCGUUGAUCCUGGCUCGAUUGUCACAAGCAAAAAGAAGAAAUGGGGUGAAGUUAUACUUCCAAAAAACCUCCGCUAUGAGCUUUUCUACAAAGUCCCCGAAAUUUCUCAACUCGUUGCAUCAGGAUGGCUUCAGCUGCUGGUGGGAGAUAUGGAUAAUCACAUCAAAGUCCUACGGGCGACAACCGAUUUGGUUUCGGAAGUUGGGUAUGCAGUUAAGUUGGUAGGACUGUUGGGUGGGGAUAAGUUGACGGUAGAAAGCGCGCCACAUGUACAUCCGGGAAGCUUGCAGGAAUGGGGUCCGGUGGAUGAAUUUCUUAUCAUCAACGCAAGAAGACCGGUCGAUUUCUUUGAUCCGAAGACAGAUAAGAUUCCAAGAGAUCUGCCAGGUUGUACAAAGUGGAAGAGAGGUACGGAGAAGGGUGAUGAGGAAGGGGGAACCAUCGACGAUGAGGUCGGUGUUCUGUGGACAUGUCAGGCCUUGACCGUCCCUGGAAAUCCGAUCAUACAAUUCCGUGCCUCACAACAUAGUGCGUCAAAUGGUGUUAGUUCAACUAAGAUUCGACAGAUUAUGACCGAGACAGUCGAUGAAAAACUUAUGGAGGGACUAAAGGAUAAAGUCAUUAGUGCUGAGUUUUUGGUUGAUUGGUUGGUUCUUCAGCGUAAUCAGUCGCGUAAGGUCUCCGAUGAGAAAGCAUUUCUUUAA